Messenger RNA from Penicillium taxi, 1812 nucleotides. Its product is annotated as beta-catenin-like protein 1. The coding region runs from base 1 to 1812 and encodes 603 amino acids. Gene Ontology annotation, cellular component: spliceosomal complex. The record is from RefSeq and is a predicted model, not a curated record. The transcript is spliced from 9 exons. Lineage: Eukaryota; Fungi; Ascomycota; Eurotiomycetes; Eurotiales; Aspergillaceae.
AUGACUAGCAACCUCUUCAAAAAACCCUUGACUACAGGAAACACGAAGCGCAAGUUCGAACCUAUCAAAGACCCAAGUACGCCCUUCCUAUCAUCCUCGAUUUCAUCCAUGACCCCGUCUAACAAAAUACCACUAGAUGAGCUAUACAAAUCUACAAAGAUCGAGUCCAAUGACGACGUAAGAUCUAAGGGGAAGAGCGCUAUAGUAACCGAAGAAUAUGAUGGGGAAGCUGGACCCGAGCUGCCUCCAGACUUUGGCGAAGAGGAUGUCCCCGAUGACGAAGAGGGCCGCUUCUUUGGCGGAGGAAUGGAGCAGAAAACCACACAAGCAAUGCAAUACAUCGAUCAACAGGAAGAUGAAGAGGAAGAAGUUGCGCCAGAGAAAUUUGACGCACCCUGGGUCCGUCGUUUCGCUUUAAAUUUUGAGCGAAAGAUAUCUAAAAACGCUGAGCUCCGUGCAAAGUUUGAAAAUGAUCCCCAAAAGUUCAUGGCAUCAGAAGCAGACUUGGACACUGAAAUCAAAGAACUGUCAAUCCUGUCGGAACAUCCAGAGCUUUUUGAAGAAUUUUCCAAGAUGGGCUGUGCGGGCUCUCUAGUCUCGCUAUUGGCACAUGAGAAUGUGGAUAUUGCAAUUGGCACCAUCCAAAUUAUCGGCGAACUUACGGAUGAGGACGUGCAAGCCGAGCAGGACCAGUGGGACAGCUUGGUCAAUGCGAUGAUGGAUGCCGACCUGAUUGAACUAUUGACCUCAAAUCUCUCCCGUCUUGACGAAUCCUCCGAGACUGACAGAGCCGGUGUUUACUAUAUUCUCAGCGUACUGGAGAACCUGUCCUCGCAGACUGCCCUUGUAGAGAAGAUCGGACAAGACCCUUCAAUUUCAGAAUGGAUAAUGUCCCGGAUUCAACGAAAAGAAAUACCCACCAGUCAGAAUAAACAGUAUGCAGCGGAAAUUCUGGCAAUACUUCUCCAAUCAUCCUCCAAGAACCGGGAGACGUUCAUUGGCAUCGAUGGAGUCGAAGUUAUUCUUCAAAUACUCAGUCAAUACCGAAAACGAGACCCUGCGAAUGACUCUGAUGAAGAAGAAUACGCGGAAAAUCUAUUCGAUGCUUUGACAUGCGUCGUUGAUGAACCAUCCGGAAAAGAAAAAUUCAUAGAGUCAGAAGGAAUUGAACUGGCUUUGAUCAUGCUACGAGAAACUAAAUUCAGCAAGCCGAGAGCCCUCAGAGUACUUGAUCAUGCCCUUGGUGGAACGACCGGUGCUCCCGCAUGUGAGCACUUAAUUGAAGCAGCUGGAUUAAAAACCAUAUUCAGCAUGUUCAUGAAAAAGCAAGAGGGACAAAACAUUGAACACAUACUGGGAAUCUUUGCUUCUCUUCUUCGGCUUUUGCCUGGAGGCUCAACUUCACGCAUACGGGCACUAGCAAAGUUCACUGAAAAGAAGUACGAAAAGAUAGAAAAAUUCAUCAAGCUGCGACGGGAGUAUGCUGCCCGUGUAUCACCUGUUGAAUUGGCAAUCAAGAAAGAGCGUGCUAGCUAUUCACCGGAGGACCAAGAAAUUAUGGCCGACGAAUGGCUAUCUCGUCGACUGGACGCCGGACUCUUUUCGUUACAGACAAUCGAUGUUAUUCUGGCUUGGUUGGUUGCCGAAGAUGAUGGCGCAAAAAAGCAAGUGAUGUCCAGCCUGGCUGACCGUGAUGAAGACCUGUCUCUGGUCCGGGCCACCUUACAAGAGCAACUAGAAACUUUAGGGGACGAGGACCAAGGUGAGAAGGAUCUCAAGGAGAUGCUGAGUACUUUGCUUCAAUUUGUUUGA